GUUGGUUUUGUUAUUGGCAGUUUCUCUCCAGUUGUUCAUGCUCUUCAAUACAGGUGUUGCAAGAAAAAUUCCCGAUGGAAGCUCACUUAAAAUCUUAGAAGGUGAUGCUGCUGCUGGUGCAAUAGUUCCAUUGGAGAAACCUCCAUGGCCACCAGUUAGGACAGGGUCAGGCCCCCACAUUAAUCCACUUCCUCCGCAGCCACCGCCUCCUGCUGCAAUAGUUUCAUUGCAUAAACCUCCAAGGCCACCGGUCAGGAAUGGGUCAGGCCCUCAUAUUUAUCCACUGCCGCUGCCACCGCCUCCGCCGCCGCCGGUGUUGAUAUAACUUAAUCUAUACUAAUUUCCUCAAGUCAAAGGAUGAACAAUGUUCUCUUAAUAUUUAAUUUGGAAUUACUCUUGCUUCAUAUGAAAUGUUGUUCAUUUUUGUUGCAGAACAAUUUAUGGACAACAUUUGCAUAAUUUG
Messenger RNA from Theobroma umbraticum, 463 nucleotides. The record is from RefSeq and is a predicted model, not a curated record. Lineage: Eukaryota; Viridiplantae; Streptophyta; Magnoliopsida; Malvales; Malvaceae.